Molecule: messenger RNA, 1017 nt
Organism: Chrysochloris asiatica (Cape golden mole)
Lineage: Eukaryota; Metazoa; Chordata; Mammalia; Afrosoricida; Chrysochloridae
Gene: DPCD
Product: deleted in primary ciliary dyskinesia homolog (mouse)
Source: RefSeq, a predicted model, not a curated record
AUGGGGGUCUCUACUGACCAGUUCAGUCUCCAGCGGUUUCCCAAAACCCAGUUGAACCUCAGUGCGUGGGGUGCUCAGCGGCACAGCUGCGAGGAGGUGAGGCACGCCUGGAGCAGGUGUGGGGCGUCCUCCGUGAUUGGGGGAGUCUCGGUCUCACAGCUGGGUGUGGAGAAGACCCCAGCAGGUGUUGUGUACUCGCCGUGUGCGCAGCUGGCACGGGCCAACUCACAGCUGGAGGCCAGAAGAGGACUAGAGAGUCCCAACUCUUCCCCGAGAGCCCCUCCCUCCCUGGAUUCGGCUCCCUGGGAAGGGCAACUGCCAAGAACACCUUCCGGGUCAGCCGGAAGUGACCCUACGGAGCGGUUACUAUGGUAUCGGUCGGGCGCGCAGCGGGGCCGAGGGAAGAUGGCGGUGAAGGGCUGGUUGGAGAGUCUGCGGGCUGCCGAGAAGACGGCGUUGCUGCAGGACGGGAGAAGGAAGGUGCACUACUUGUUCCCAGAUGGGAAGGAAAUGGCUGAAGAAUAUGAUGAAAAGACCAGUGAACUACUGGUGAGAAAGUGGCGUGUGAAAAGUGCCCUGGGAGUCAUGGGCCAGUGGCAGAUUGAGGUUGGUGAUCCAACAACCCCAGGAGCAGGGAUCUUGGGGCCAGAGCUCAUUAAGGAAAGCAGUGCCAAUCCCAUCUUCAUGCGCAAGGACACCAAGAUGAGUUUCCAGUGGCGGAUUCGGAACCUCCCCUAUCCUAAGGAUGUCUAUAGUGUCUGUGUGGACCAGAAGGAGCACUGCCUUGUUGUCAGAACAACCAACAAAAAGUACUACAAGAAGUUCUCCAUUCCUGACCUAGAGAGAUACCAGCUACCACUGGAUGAUUCUUCCUUAAGCUUUGCUCAUGCCAACUGCACUCUGCUCAUCUCUUACCAGAAGCCAAAGGAGAUCCUGGCAGCGGAGUCAGAGCUACAGAAGGAGCUGAAGAAGGUAAAGACGGCCCACAACAGUGAUGGGGACUGCAAGACUCAGUAA